Molecule: messenger RNA, 2915 nt
Organism: Meleagris gallopavo (turkey)
Lineage: Eukaryota; Metazoa; Chordata; Aves; Galliformes; Phasianidae
Gene: CHRM4
Product: cholinergic receptor muscarinic 4
Biological process (GO): regulation of locomotion; adenylate cyclase-inhibiting G protein-coupled acetylcholine receptor signaling pathway; G protein-coupled receptor signaling pathway, coupled to cyclic nucleotide second messenger
Cellular component (GO): synapse; dendrite; plasma membrane
Molecular function (GO): G protein-coupled serotonin receptor activity; G protein-coupled acetylcholine receptor activity
Source: RefSeq, a predicted model, not a curated record
GAGCUGUAAGGAGAGGAAGAUCAGCUUCCCUGCCCUGCCCAGCCAGCACUUCCAUUUCUUUCCCCUUCUGGGAAAUGCUCUCUCAUUGCAAUUUUGGUCCACUGAUUAUUUUUAAGACCACUCUCCUCUCACUCAUCACCGCGGGGGUCAGCUACAGACAUCUAGGUUUCCAUGAAGGCAGUCUGUCUGCCCAUUAUCUCCCACACCUGCCAGGGCUGGGCUGUGAACCCAUCUGAGGCCAAUUACCCUGAAACUGAAGCCUGGCUGUGCCCUGGGCCUCAGCCCAGCUGGAAGAUAGGCCAAACCAGUGCCCAGUAAGAUGCUGUGGGAUUCACAUGGAUGUCUUUGGGCUGAAGCUGUAACAAAAUGUGCUGUUUUCCCUGUCCUAGAUUUCCUCUUCCAGAAGGAGCUGUUUGCUGCCAGAGACACAGACCCCAUGCACAACCUCUCCGCACAGCCCUGGCAGGCGAAGAUGGCCAACCUGACUUAUGACAACAUCACCCUCAGCAAUCACUCCGAGGUGGCCAUCCAGCCCCCCACCAACUACAAGACGGUGGAGCUGGUUUUCAUCGCCACGGUCACCGGCUCGCUCAGCCUCGUCACCGUGGUGGGGAACAUCCUGGUGAUGCUGUCCAUCAAGGUGAACCGCCAACUGCAGACUGUCAACAACUACUUCCUCUUCAGCCUAGCCUGCGCCGACCUCAUCAUCGGGGUCUUCUCCAUGAACCUCUACACGGUCUACAUCAUCAAAGGCUACUGGCCACUGGGGGCCGUGGUUUGUGACCUGUGGCUGGCCCUGGACUACGUGGUGAGCAACGCCUCAGUCAUGAACUUACUCAUCAUCAGCUUUGACCGGUACUUCUGUGUCACUAAGCCCCUGACGUACCCGGCCAGGAGGACCACCAAGAUGGCGGGGCUCAUGAUCGCAGCCGCGUGGAUAUUGUCCUUCAUUCUCUGGGCCCCUGCCAUCUUGUUCUGGCAGUUCAUUGUGGGCAAGAGGACGGUCCACGAGAGGGAAUGCUACAUCCAGUUCCUUUCCAACCCGGCGGUGACCUUCGGCACGGCCAUCGCUGCUUUCUACCUGCCCGUGGUCAUCAUGACGGUGCUGUACAUCCACAUCUCACUGGCCAGCAGGAGCAGGGUGAGGAGACACAAGCCCGAAAGUAGGAAAGAGAGGAAAGGCAAGUCCCUCAGCUUCUUCAAGGCUCCCCCAGUCAAACAGAACAACAAUAACUCCCCCAAGAGGGCUGUGGAGGUGAAGGAGGAGGUGAGGAAUGGGAAGGUGGAUGACCAGCCCUCAGCACAGACAGAGGCCACUGGCCAGCAGGAGGAGAAGGAGACCUCCAAUGAGUCCAGCACAGUCAGCAUGACCCAGACCACCAAAGACAAGCCCACAACGGAAAUCUUGCCAGCGGGACAAGGACAGAGCCCAGCCCAUCCUCGGGUGAACCCGACUUCCAAGUGGUCCAAGAUCAAAAUCGUCACCAAGCAGACUGGGACCGAAUGUGUCACCGCCAUCGAGAUCGUCCCAGCUAAGGCAGGAGCCUCUGACCACAACUCCCUGUCCAACAGCCGCCCUGCCAAUGUCGCCAGGAAGUUUGCCAGCAUCGCCAGGAGCCAAGUGCGGAAGAAACGCCAGAUGGCAGCCCGGGAGAAGAAGGUCACCCGCACCAUAUUUGCCAUUCUGCUAGCCUUCAUACUCACAUGGACUCCUUACAACGUGAUGGUCCUCAUUAACACCUUCUGUGAGACCUGCGUUCCUGAAACCGUGUGGUCCAUCGGCUACUGGCUCUGCUACGUCAACAGCACCAUCAACCCAGCCUGCUAUGCCCUCUGCAAUGCCACGUUCAAGAAAACCUUUAAGCACCUCCUCAUGUGCCAGUACAGGAACAUUGGCACGGCCAGGUAAGCUGGUGCUCAGGGAUCACUUUAGCAACGUUACGGCAGUCCUCCCCUUCGUCUCCUUCACCUGGAGGGGUCCUCUGCUCCCUCUCACAGAAGCGCAGACUGCAAAGUGCUGGCAGGUGAUGCCCUUGAAUGCUGACAAAAGUCCACGGCACCUCUGAGCUGCAGCACCUCCAGCCACCCUGAGCCCAUGGACUCACUGAAGGGCUGGGAGGAAGGCGAGCUGAGGCCAGAUGUGCUAACCAGGAGCCCUCCCAGCUCCCUGUCGUGGAUGUAUUGGCCGACAGGUAUCAGUACUCCUCAUCAGACUGACUGCCUCUUCUCCGUCUCCCGGUUUGUCAGAGCUUGUUUGCACACAAACAGCCUAACACUGGGUGCUUUCAAUAUCCCUGUAGACUAUAUUUACUACCCAAGAUGAAAAGAAACGGGGGGGCCAACUUUUGCCAGCCACUUUGGACCUGGAUGGCUUGGGUGUGCACGCAGAAGGUCCUCGGACUGUCCACUCAUAAGGAGGUUGGGGCUGUGCCCAAGCAGCAGUGGUGAGCUCCCUCCUUGUCUCAAUGUCACCUCCUGGCCUAGGGACCUGUGGGGACAGUGUGGGACACCUGUCCUGCCAUGGUGACCCCAGGGAGGACACAGGAUGACUGCUGAGCUUUGUAAAUGGACAUAUCCCCACAACCGCUGCUGUCGCAGAGUCCUCAGCAUGUGGGGUCCCACCAGCCCCUCCUGCCCCAUCGUGCUGUUGCCUCACUUCUGCCAAGGCUGGGGCUCUGCUGAAAUGUGGGGACACUGCCAUGUCUGUUUGUCUGUCUCACUCCAUGCCAGGGCAAUGCCGUGCGACCUGGACAAGGGCUGCCCUGCCCCCCUCACUGCCGCUGCCUUUAGGAUCCUGACAUAGCGUUACCCACAUUGCCUGGCGGGUUGGUUUUGGGUUUCGGAGAAGUGUUACAGCUACAGCUGACCCCCAGCAAAUAAAGACCUCGGACCAGAAACCAAAGGCCACAGGUCAA